AUGCGGGUGGGUUCCAACCAACAACUCGCUAAAGCUAGUCGUAUUUGGUCAGUCGCAGAAGAUGAAGCUCUUAUUGGGCUAUAUUUAAAUUACAGUGGAAAUGCGAUAGUGGGUACGGGCAUGAAAGCAGCUGAACUUUGGCGACAAAUAUCUGCGGCGUACGACAUGGUUCAAGCUAAGAAGCUAGAAAUACUACCACCCAGAAAUGCGAAGAGUUUGGAGAACCGUUGGAGAAGGAUGGUGGCAGAUGUACUGUUAUGGACAAGUUGUUAUGAUGAAGCGGGUCCGUUAACUGGAAGUGGAUUCAACAAAGUUGAUCGAAUUCAAAAGGCCUCGAAGUUGUUCCAUAUAUCAGCCAAACCACCACACAAUUUUGUUUUUCCCCACGCUUGGGAAAUGAUAAAGAAUGACCCAAAGUGGAGGCCGAAACUCAGAUGGGCAUUGUCACUAAAGGAACAACAGGAUUGUCAACUGCGUCCGGAAGGGGACACCGAGGAUAGCAGUGGAAGUGGAAAGAGAUCGAGAACUGACAGUGAAUCUGAAGGAGAUGUUCCCGUUGGUGGGUUUUCAUUAGGAGGUAUACCCAAACCCGACGGGGUAAAAAAAGCAAAGGCUAAGCGUAAGGGAAAAGCUAUUGCUCAUUAUAGUGCAAUUUUAAGUAUUGGUGAACAGAUACAGGCUUGUACUGAAGUUAGAAGCUUUGAGGCAAAUUUACGGCAGCAAAGGUUGGAGCUUGAAAGGGAAAAGAAAAAAGAGGAAAAACAAACAGGUCGAAUUACAAGAGAAGAAGAUGAAAUUUGA
Messenger RNA from Chenopodium quinoa (quinoa), 801 nucleotides. RefSeq names its product glutathione S-transferase T3-like. The coding region runs from base 1 to 801 and encodes 266 amino acids. The transcript has a single exon. The record is from RefSeq and is a predicted model, not a curated record. NCBI's taxonomy places the organism in Eukaryota, Viridiplantae, Streptophyta, Magnoliopsida, Caryophyllales, Amaranthaceae.